Molecule: messenger RNA, 4092 nt
Organism: Blastomyces gilchristii SLH14081
Lineage: Eukaryota; Fungi; Ascomycota; Eurotiomycetes; Onygenales; Ajellomycetaceae
Product: phosphoribosylformylglycinamidine synthase
Exons: 1
Coding region: 1-4092 (1363 amino acids)
Biological process (GO): 'de novo' IMP biosynthetic process
Molecular function (GO): phosphoribosylformylglycinamidine synthase activity
Source: RefSeq, a predicted model, not a curated record
AUGACUUCCUCGCAGUCGACCUAUCUCACAAUCCCGGGCUCAAUUGCCUUUUCUCAAUCCCGGAGCCGCUCCAUUGCGGAAAGCAUCGGGGUGAAGGAGGUGCGGGCCCAGUGGGUUCAUUAUGUUCAUGCUGCUGGGGAUUUACAGCAAAGCGAGCGCGCGGUGCUAGAACAGCUUCUACAUUACGGAGAUAUUGUGGGCGUUCCUGCCUCGUUCGAGUCAACAGAUGGACCAUUCGCAGUUUAUCACGUUACUCCACGAACCGGCACCAUAUCCCCAUGGAGUUCCCAAGCUACCGGGAUAUCCCAUGUUUGUGGCCUUAAAAGUAGCGUCAAGCGCAUUGAGCGCGGCUUGCGAAUCUCGUGCCUGCUUGCUGAAGGACGCGAAGACUUGGAUAAGGCUGCGUUGGACGUUCUUCAUGAUCGAAUGACUCAAAUCAUUUCGAAAGAUGAACCAGAUCUUCACCUCAUGUUCUCGGAGCAUCAACCUCUUCCCCUUGAAACGAUACCCCUUUAUGGAGAGGGCAAAUCCCCGGUUGAGGUUCUACAAAAAGCAAACACCCGACUUGGCUUGGCAUUGGACCAAUCCGAAAUCGACUACCUGGUCGAUGCGUAUGCGCCUGAUGGCCCAGUUGGUCGCCCUCCCACCGACGUCGAGCUGUUUAUGUUCGCGCAAGUAAAUUCUGAGCAUUGUCGCCAUAAACAAUUCAAUGCUACCUGGAUCAUUGACGGCGAGGAGAAACCCCAUACUCUAUUUGGUAUGAUCAGAAACACCCACAAAAAAACCCCGGAGCACACUAUUAGUGCAUAUAGCGACAAUGCUGCUGUUCUAGAAGGAGAAAUAGCCAGUUAUUGGGCCCCUAGCCCGGUGAACGGAGAAUGGACUCAGACAAAAGAGCAGGUUCAUUACUUGGCCAAAGUCGAAACGCACAACCACCCCACCGCGGUCUCACCCUACCCUGGUGCCGCAACUGGAUCUGGAGGUGAAAUUCGUGAUGAAGGAGCUGUUGGCAGAGGUUCGAAGCCGAAAGCCGGUCUUAGUGGUUUCUGCGUUUCGGAUCUAUUGAUUCCAGGGCAUAGACAACCUUGGGAACUCGAUGUUGGAAAGCCCAAUCAUAUCGCAAGCAGUUUGGAUAUUAUGCUUGAGGCUCCGAUCGGCAGUGCUGCAUUCAACAACGAGUUUGGAAGACCGUGUACAACCGGCUACUUCCGAACCUUCCUCACCAAAAUCGAUAUCGGGGAUGGAGAAUCGGAGCUCCGAGGCUAUCAUAAACCCAUUAUGAUUGCUGGUGGCGUUGGGACUGUCCGGCCACAGCACGCACUCAAAAAUCCACACACUGUCAAACCGGGUUCAUAUUUGGUGGUCCUUGGCGGACCGGCCAUGCUCAUCGGUUUGGGUGGAGGUGCAGCUUCCAGUAUUGCAUCUGGAGAAGGCUCCGCAGAUUUAGAUUUUGCUAGCGUCCAGAGAGGAAAUGCAGAAGUCCAACGGAGAGCACAGGAAGUCAUUAACGCCUGCGCGGCUAUGGGAGCCGAUAACCCCAUUAAGUUCAUCCAUGAUGUCGGAGCAGGAGGCCUAUCUAAUGCUUUACCUGAACUUAUUCAUGAUGCUGGGCUGGGAGCAAAAUUUGAGCUCCGUGAGAUUGACAAUGCAGAUAAAGGGAUGAGUCCUAUGCAGAUAUGGUGCUGUGAAGCGCAAGAGCGAUAUGUAAUGGCUGUAGGAGAGGAAAGCAUGAAUAAAUUCGUGGCGAUCGCGAAACGGGAACGUUGCGGUUAUUCAGUUGUUGGCCGCGGACUGGGUCAACCUGAAGAAGACAGGAGGCUAAUUCUUCUUGACCGAGAUUCUAAAGACCAACCUGACCCAAUCGACCUCCCCCUUUCCGUACUCUUCGGAAAACCACCGAAAAUGACGAGGAACGUUACAUCUAGACAACUUCCUCUUCCUCCCUUCGACUCUAGCCUUAAAACCUAUCUGCCCAACCUCCCUAAGGAUGGAUUGUUUAGCGAAGCUGUCACUAGAGUCCUCAAUCUACCGGCUGUUGGUUCGAAAUCGUUCCUCAUCACCAUUGGCGAUAGAACCGUGGGUGGACUGACGGCGAGAGAUCAAAUGGUUGGACCUUGGCAAGUUCCUGUGUCAGAUGUCUCUGUUACGGCAACAUCAUUGCUGCAGGGAAUGAAAACUGGUGAGGCUAUGGCUAUAGGAGAGAAACCAACCCUGGCCUUAAUUUCACCUGCUGCUUCUGCAAGAAUGGCUGUUGCAGAAUCACUUAUGAACAUUGCCGCCGCUGAUGUGCUUGGCCAAUUGACCCGUAUCAAGCUCUCGGCCAAUUGGAUGUCAGCGGCAAGCCAUCCUGGAGAAGGUACGGCCAUAUACGAAGCUGUCGAAGCCAUUGGGAUGGGACUAUGUCCACAGCUACGUAUUAGUAUUCCUGUUGGGAAGGACUCAAUGUCAAUGAAGAUGAAAUGGAAAGAUGAAAAGUCUCAAGAACCACGUGAAGUUACUGCCCCGUUGUCCGUGGUUAUCUCAGCGUUUGCGCCUGUUGGCGACAUACGUAAAACAUGGACACCAGCACUCCGCAGACGUGAGGAGGUGGGCGAGACUGUUCUUCUGUUUGUUGACCUCUCAUUCGGUCGCAAGGCUCUUGGGGGGUCCUCACUAGCGCAGGUGUUCGGACAAGUAGGAAAUCAAUGCCCCGAUGUUCACGAAGUCCAGCUUCUGAAAGACUUCUUCGACGCUAUCCAACAACUUCAAGAGCGCGGUAUCGUCCUUGCCUACCACGAUCGAUCAGAUGGCGGUCUCUUCACAACUCUCGCUGAAAUGAUGUUUGCCGGUAGAUGUGGGCUACACAUUAUGCUCGAUGGUAUAUGUCAAAGUUCAGAUACUCGUCAUGUUCUCGAGACUCUCUUCAACGAGGAGCUUGGCGCUGUGUUCCAGGUGCGCAAAGAGCAUGAGAAUCUUUUCAAAAAGUGCUUUGCAACCUGUGGCCCUCCACCUGGCUUGAUAUUCCGAAUCGGUGAGGUACCCAUCAAAUCUGAUCAAGAUCUUGUAAUUUACCACAGUUCGGUGGUCCCGAUCUAUCGGAAUUCUCGUGCCAAUCUUCAACAGGCAUGGGCCAACACAUCCCACCAAAUGCAACGACUCCGAGACAAUCCCGCAGCCGCAGAGCAAGAGUACGCAAAUAUCCUUGACGACGGAGAUCGGGGCCUAUCAUACAACCUCUCUUUUGACCCCAAGGAAACCGUGUUGCCCCUGAUAACCAACCUUACUUCUCUCUUCUCCCCCUUCUCCGCCAAACCACGGGUUGCGAUCCUUCGUGAACAGGGCGUUAACGGCCAAGCUGAAAUGGCCUUCGCUUUCAACAUGGCCGGCUUUACUGCCGUUGACGUGCACAUGACAGAUAUUAUUUCCGGACAAGUUUCUCUCUCAUCCUUUGUCGGCCUCGCAGCUUGCGGAGGGUUCUCAUAUGGUGAUGUCCUCGGUGCCGGCCAGGGCUGGUCUAAAUCAGUACUCCUGCAUAAAGACACCCGCAACGAAUUCCAAUCUUUCUUCCAGCGCUCAGAUACCUUUACCCUUGGCGUCUGCAACGGCUGCCAGUUCCUUAGUCGUCUCAAGGAACUCAUCCCAGGCGCACAGGACUGGCCUAGCUUUGAACGAAACGCGAGUGAACAGUACGAAGGCCGCGUCUGCAUGGUCCGCAUCAGCGAUCCGGACCCGGCAACACCCAGUGUUUUUCUCCACGGGAUGCACGGUUCUAGCUUGCCCAUCGCCGUCGCCCAUGGCGAAGGCCGGGCAUCGUUCGCGAACUCCAGCUCAAACGCGGAGAGCCUUGUGAAACAGAAUCUCGCACCGAUCCGCUACGUCGAUAACUCCUCGCUAAAACCUACAACGAAAUACCCGUUCAACCCUAAUGGUAGCCCAGAAGGUAUAGCUGGAGUCCGAACGCCUGAUGGUAAGGUCUUGGCGCUAAUGCCGCACCCUGAGCGGACUAUAAUGGCAGGCGUUGGAAGUUGGAUACCCCCCGAAAAGGUCGAGGAAUGGGGCAAUAUCGGUCCCUGGGGCCGGAUGUUUUACAGUGCAAGAAGAUGGGUUGGUUAG